AUGAACGGGACAGAAGGUAUCAAUUUCUAUGUGCCGCUCUCCAAUAAAACAGGGCUGGUGCGGAGCCCCUUUGAGUACCCACAGUAUUACCUAGCCGAACCCUGGAAGUACCGAAUCGUGUGCUGCUAUAUCUUCUUUCUCAUCUUCACCGGGCUCCCCAUCAAUCUCCUCACCCUCCUUGUCACUUUCAAGCACAAGAAGCUGCGGCAGCCACUCAACUACAUCCUGGUCAACCUGGCAGUGGCUGAUCUCUUCAUGGCUUGCUUUGGCUUCACUGUCACCUUCUACACGGCCUGGAACGGCUACUUUAUCUUCGGGCCCAUAGGCUGUGCCGUGGAGGGCUUCUUUGCCACACUGGGAGGUCAGGUUGCCCUGUGGUCGCUGGUCGUCCUGGCCAUAGAGCGUUAUAUCGUGGUGUGUAAGCCCAUGGGCAACUUCCGCUUCUCUGCCACCCAUGCCUUGAUGGGCAUCAGUUUUACCUGGGCAAUGGCCUUUUCCUGCGCUGCUCCACCCCUAUUUGGCUGGUCCAGAUACAUUCCCGAGGGCAUGCAGUGCUCUUGUGGCCCAGAUUACUACACCCUCAACCCCGACUACCACAACGAAUCCUACGUUGUCUACAUGUUCAUGGUCCACUUCGUCGUCCCGGUGGUGGUCAUCUUCUUCUCCUACGGGCGGCUCAUAUGCAAAGUCCGAGAGGCAGCCGCGCAGCAGCAGGAGUCGGCGAGCACCCAGAAGGCGGAGAGGGAGGUGACCCGCAUGGUGAUCCUAAUGGUUCUGGGCUUUCUCAUGGCCUGGACGCCCUAUGCCUUGGUGGCGUUCUGGAUCUUCACCAACAAGGGGGCGGACUUCUCUGCUACUCUCAUGUCAGUGCCUGCCUUCUUCUCCAAGAGCUCCUCUCUCUACAACCCCGUCAUCUAUGUCCUCAUGAACAAACAGUUCCGUAACUGCAUGAUCACCACAAUCUGCUGCGGCAAGAACCCCUUUGGGGAUGAUGAUGUCUCCUCAACCGUAUCCCAGAGCAAGACUGAGGUAUCCUCCGUCUCCUCCAGUCAAGUGUCACCAGCAUAG
Messenger RNA from Trachemys scripta elegans, 1068 nucleotides. Its product is annotated as blue-sensitive opsin. The record is from RefSeq and is a predicted model, not a curated record. The transcript has 5 exons. Gene Ontology annotation, molecular function: G protein-coupled receptor activity. Bases 1 to 1068 code for a protein of 355 amino acids. Gene Ontology annotation, biological process: visual perception; G protein-coupled receptor signaling pathway; phototransduction. Gene Ontology annotation, cellular component: membrane; photoreceptor outer segment. Lineage: Eukaryota; Metazoa; Chordata; Testudines; Emydidae.